Molecule: messenger RNA, 708 nt
Organism: Trichomonas vaginalis G3
Lineage: Eukaryota; Parabasalia; Trichomonadida; Trichomonadidae
Exons: 1
Coding region: 1-708 (235 amino acids)
Source: RefSeq, a predicted model, not a curated record
AUGAAGCUAUUCCUCAAAGCCCACACCUUCUCAUGCAAGGAUCCAAUGAUGCAUGAUUAUCUGGUAAGAAUAGAAGUUAAUCCAAAAGGUCCUUCAGCAGAAUGCGACUGCAGCGGAAAUCCAAUCAACUGUUUUAAGAUUUUUACUUUGGAAUGUGAAGACCAAUACGAAAAGGAAGGAGAUAUCAAGGUAAUUUUAUACCGUAAAAAGAUGUUUGGUAGAAGAAAAGUCGAGGCCGAAGUUUCAUUGCCUUUAAUGGGAUUUGAAGUUGACAGAACAGUCAGAAACGUAUACCCAACAAGCAACCCAGAUUUUACAGCCGAUAUUGAAGUUCAUCUUUCAUCUGUACCUAACGUAAAACCGUUUAGUGUUCCAGCUGGCAAGUAUCAAUUUAGCCUUGCUCCUGCUUUAGCAGGCUCUACAAUACCAGCACCACAAGCAGCCGCUCCUAUGGGAAUGCAACCAUCAAUGCCACAACCAAUGCAACAGCCAACACUUUAUGCUCAGCCAGAGGUUGGUGUUAUGAUUCAAGGACAAAACGUAAGCUACCCAGGCCAAUACGUUUCAGCAGAACAAAUGAAUCCAAUUCCACCACCAAUUCCGCCUGUCGAAGAAAUACCAAACAACCCUUAUGCACAAUCACCCUACAAUCAACCAGCUCCACAAUACUCAUAUGCUCAAAACCCUCAAGAAAAUCCAUAUCAAUGA